AUGGAGGCCACACACUCACUCACUGUGCAAGACGCCGCCAGCCCGUCUGAGUCGACACUGACGGAGCUGGACGACAUCAGCGCGCCAGGAUCAGAGGUAGGGCCGGGUGACUGCCAGGCUCAGAUGGUGCUGCCAGAUAUUGCCCAGGACAUCGUCAAGACAUCGUACGAUGCUCAACAUUCACACAACCUGGUCUUCCCAGCUCCGCGGGGCGAUCACACCCGGAACAUUGCUUGGACAGAAACGGCUCGCCGCCAAGCAACUCGCGCAUCCAAACCCAACGAUCUCGAGGAGUUAGGCUCGCAGCUUGCAGCACAAUACUCCGAAGGCUAUAAGGCAGAUGCUGCCAGCUACGUGCGUGUGCCGUUAGAGUGCGUUGCCAUCAUCCACAGAGACAUGCUCACAAUUAGGGGUAUUAAUGACGAACUAGUCUGUGUGUGCACCUCCAUGCCCGACACCAUCAAGAGCACUCUUACAGAGAAACUAUAUGCCUUGCAGGUCUUGGCCAAGUACUGA
Molecule: messenger RNA, 516 nt
Organism: Fomitopsis serialis
Lineage: Eukaryota; Fungi; Basidiomycota; Agaricomycetes; Polyporales; Fomitopsidaceae
Exons: 3
Coding region: 1-516 (171 amino acids)
Source: RefSeq, a predicted model, not a curated record